Molecule: messenger RNA, 1104 nt
Organism: Adineta ricciae
Lineage: Eukaryota; Metazoa; Rotifera; Eurotatoria; Adinetida; Adinetidae
Source: the annotation of a GenBank genome assembly
AUGGAAACUUGUAUAUGGGAAUGUGUUCAUCAAGAUAAUUGUCAAACAGCUGUAUAUUAUCAUGAUAAUCACACUUGUCUAUUAUUUGGUGAAAAUUGUCAAAUAGGUAAUAUAACAUCAUCUGGGAACAUUCGAGCAAGUGUCAUUUGUUAUCGAAAAAAUCAAAAUACUUAUUGUCAAGCACUGGUAACAACAAUGACUGUUGCUAUAACAAUGAGUCCUGAACCAAACUGGACAACAACUGGAAUUAUGAAUGUCGCACGUGCAUAUCAUACAGCUUCGAUGUUAGCCAAUGGAACAAUAUUAGUUGCUGGUGGAUGGUCUGGUGGAUUGGUUUUUGGUAGUUAUAACAAGAUCGCUGAAUUAUUUGACCCAUCAACAGGUACUUGGACAUCAACUGGAAAUAUGAAAGUUGCGCGAGGAUAUCAUACUGCAUCGAUGUUAUCCAAUGGAACAAUAUUAGUUACUGGUGGAUGGAAUGGUAUUUAUUCUUUGGAUAUUACUGAAUUAUAUGACCCAUCAACAGGUAUUUGGACAGCAACUGGAAAUAUGAAUGUCGCACGUGCAUAUCAUACAGCUUCGCUGUUAUCCAAUGGAACAAUAUUAGUUACUGGUGGAUGGAAUGGUAUUUCGUCUUUGGAUAGUGCUGAAUUAUAUAACCCAUCAACAGGUAUUUGGACAUCAACUGGAAAUAUGAAUGUUGAACGAGGAUAUCAUACAGCUUCGCUGUUAGCCAAUGGAACAAUAUUAGUUACUGGCGGAUGGACUGGUGGAUUGCUUGGUGGCAGUUAUACCAACACCGCUGAAUUAUUUGAUCCAUCAACAGGUAUUUGGGCAGCAACUGGAAAUAUGAAUGUCGAACGAGGAUAUCACAUUGCAUCGAUGUUAUCCAAUGGAAAAAUAUUAGUUACUGGUGGAUGGAAUAGUGGCGGUGCUCUCAAGAGUGCUGAACUAUAUGAUCCGUUGGCAGGUACUUGGACAGCAACUGAAAAUAUGAACGUUGAGCGAAAGUAUCAUACUGCAUCGAUGUUAGCCAAUGGAACAAUAUUAGUUACUGGUGGAUGGGAUGGUAGUACUUCACUCAACACUGCUGAAUUAUAUUGA